Molecule: messenger RNA, 4364 nt
Organism: Salvelinus fontinalis (brook trout)
Lineage: Eukaryota; Metazoa; Chordata; Actinopteri; Salmoniformes; Salmonidae
Product: carcinoembryonic antigen-related cell adhesion molecule 5-like
Exons: 10
Coding region: 193-2013 (606 amino acids)
Source: RefSeq, a predicted model, not a curated record
UAUCCAGCAUUGUAAGAUCUGGCAACGUCUAUACAGUGGACGGGACCUACGCAUACACCAGUGAGUGAGUGAGUGAGUGAGUGAGUACAGUGGCUGUGUGUUUGGUCUGUAUAGCCUACCAGUGCUACCUGCGGUUUGUUCGGGAUACAUUAUUUUGUAGCCUACUGAUAACAAUUGUCCGCAAAACGCCUAAUGGAUUUUCAUCGCUCAACUUCAUUGACUGUGUACUUGUUGUCCAUCCUUGGAUAUUGUGCUGGUCAAGAUGUGUUUCCACCUGGACCUGUGAAUGGAACAUUGGGAGGAAAUGUGAUUUUCAAAACCACCAUCAAUCCAACCACACUUCUUACAAUCCUCUGGACUUUUGGUGAACCCUCUGUCACCGUUGUUGACUUUGUCAGUUCUGCAGGUUCUGUGAUCGGAGUGGGAUAUGUUGGUAGGAUCAGUCUGGACAAUAGCACUGGAUCUCUGGAGCUCAGGAAACUGACCCUGAUUGACAGUGGGACAUACAGAGUGAACCUAAGAACGGCUGCUGUUUCUCAGGCGGGAUCUACUUCACUGAUUGUCUAUGAGACCAUUUCAAACGUGACCCUGAGGGCCAACGUCAUUGAUCUAAUGGAACUGAAUGACACUGUCAUUUUCUCCUGCUCUGUGUCCUCUGGCUCCUCCCCCUUCUCUUACCGCUGGCUGAAUGGCAGCUCUGAGGUCACAGCCAGAUAUGGAAUUCAGCUUGGUGAUGGAGGCCGUACUCUCACCAUAGCCAAUGUGACCCGGUAUGACCAGGGGCCAUACAGGUGUAUUGUGUCCAACCCCGUCAGCAGUAAACCCAGCCAGAAUCUAACCCUCAUCAUCAGCUAUGGUCCAGAAAACACCACAAUGAAGGUGACCCCUCUAGAUGUACUGUAUGGAUCAGGGUCAAACCUCACACUGUCCUGCUCAGCUGAGUCCAGUCCGUCUGCCCAGUUUCAGUGGCUUCUGAAUGGAACACUGCUGUCCAAUAACGGAAAAGAACUCAGGCUGGAGAACAUCCAGGCCAAUCAGAGUGGUAGCUACAGCUGCUGGGCCCAUAACACCAGAACCCUGAGGUACCAGAUAUCUGAGCCCUCUGACAUCACUGUGCUGGAACCAAUAUCUGGUGCUAACAUCACAACUACCCCAAACUCUUCAAUCAUCGAGGGGGGCUCUGUGACCUUAACCUGUAAUGCUUCUGGCUCCAUCGUCACCAGAGAGUGGAUGAAAGAUGGUCACCCUCUGUCUGCUGGUGGCAACAUAAUCAUCUCUGAGGAUAAGAGAGUGCUGUCCAUAAACCCUGUGAAGAGAACAGACACUGGAGAAUACCGGUGUAGAGUCAGCAACCCCAUCAGCACCGCUAAUGCUAAACACGGUCUCAUUGUAAACUAUGGACCUGAUGGUAUGGAAAUAAUGGGUCCAUCUGAAAUAGAAGUAGGACAGAAGAUUACAUUGACCUGCUCUGCUGACUCCAUACCGACUUCUAGUUACACCUGGGUGCUUAACGGGACAGAGAUACCUGGACAUUCACCUGCGUUCACUAAAGAGAAGAGUGAAUACUCUGACAGUGGGGAUUACACCUGUACAGCAACAAAUAAUGUCACUGGAAACAAAACAUCUGUGGUCCAUAAACUGUCAGUAAAAGCGGAGGGCUCUCUAUCUCAGGGUCUGUCUGCUGGUGCCAUUGCUGGGAUUGUGAUUGGAGUAUUGUUGGUUUUGGGAGUGGCAGUUGGUGUGGCGGUCUACUUCAUGAAGAUAAAGGGUUUCUUCAAGAAAGAAUCCUCCAGGAGUGUUGGCAACACAGGUAACAGCUCUGCUAACGGAGGGGGACCAGGAGGAAACCAGGACCUGAACUAUGCAGACAUCACACAAUUCCAGAAGAGGGAUGGUGGGUCAGUUCAGCUGGGGAACCUGGGUACUUCCUCCACAGAGUACGCUCAGGUCCGAGUCAACAACCGGCCUGGUCAGCCUGCCGAACCACCCACCUACAAAUCCCACCAUUCCUAGGUGAAAAAGCCUGCCCUAAAGGCUGCCCCCGACGCUGCAUCCACCAUCUACUCAGACGUUCGAAGGAACUGACCACGCCUCCCUGUCAAUCAUCUGGACCAGUUGGGGUCAGUCAGGGCGACCAGACCUGUUCAGACAUGGUCAAUGAAGCCCCACAACCUUCUCUGUGUCUGUGCCAACCAAAUGUUUUCUAAUACUGUAUCCCUUAUUAGGCCUUACAGAUCCCUGGACAAACAAAAAUAUCAGUUGACCCCUUAGCUAUUAUCAAUUGAUUGGGUGCUCAUCUGUUUUAUAAUUUGCGCUCAACUAAAUAGUAAAGAAAUUAUAUUUUAUUGAUAAUGUCGUAAUAGAUCAUCAAAUCGUGAUGGAUCGUGAAUAUUUGUAUGACACAAAAAAUACAGCUACAUACACAAUGUGCCAUAAACCCUCUACAGCAGGGAUCAUCAUCUAGAUUCAGCCGCGGGCCAAUUUUUGUUGUUGUUGAGUGGAUGGUCUGGGGGGCGGGAACAUAAUUAUAAAUAUUUUGUAGACUGAAAAUGUCCUUCAAGAAGCCCAAACAGAUAUAAUGUUUGACUAAAACAUAAUAAUUUCAAACCUUGCUUACAUUUAUUUGUGUACAAUCAUGUGUCUCUCUAUAAUGCUUAGGAAUACUUGGGAACAGAUUUCUUAAAUUGAAAUCACUUGGAGCGGAUUCCUGGUGUUUUUCCUGUCUUAUGUCCAACAAUGAAACUACAAAUUUAUAAAAUUUAAAACAUUUGCUUGGAGGGCCAAAUGAGACCACCUGCGGGCCAAAUUCGUGGGAGGUUCUACCUAAUAUCAUAUGGAAUUGUUUUAAGAUGGUCAUACUAAGGAUAGUUUAGCUAUUUGAGUUUGAAUUUUAAGACUGCUUAAAGAUAGUCUCUCUUACUGCUCUUUUCAGUUCUAAUACAUACUGUUGAGGUGACUGGAGGCCUAUUAUACCACAAAUUGGGAAAAGCAUUAGCAUGCAUCCCAUGGUUUAGCAGAAUAGCAACAUAGAGGAACACCAUCUCUCAGGGUGACGUGGGUACCAUUGCCCUGGUCAUUUGAAUGUACGGUGUACAUGAUACCUUUAUGUACUGUUAUAUCAUAAAAGGGAAAUUAAAUAACCCUGUGUGCAGUAUGUGUAAAGGAUCGAUACUAUGUUUGUUUUGUUUAUUAGCAAUAUAUGGCUCUCUCACAGUUGCUUUGUUUCUCUGGUUAUAUUUUUUGAGUGUACAGGAUGUACAUUCAGGAAUUAUUUGUGUUAAUAAUUUCCCUAUGGCUAUUUGAUUAUUAAAACAACAAUAACAAGAUAGGAAUUAAAGAUACUAUAUUACUUAUUUCUGACUAUCUUCUCUGUAAGUUGAAAUGAACGAAACCAACAAUGGUUAUGUCGGUGACAAGGCUCAGUGGCACAUCUAUCAUAGAACGAGCUGUAUUUUUGCUUGUCGACAACAUAGUCCCAACCAUGCCAUGGGAAGUUGUUAAACACUGCACUACCCAUUUAGCUUUAAUAAUAAAGCUGUAUUUAUUAUUAAGGACAUUUUCUACAAUGAUGCUUUAACCUGAAACUUCCUUCAGCAACUUAUAUCAAAUUGUGUUGGUCACAUAGACAUGGUUAGCAGAUGUUAUUGUAAGUGUAGCGAAAUGCUUGUGCUUCUAGUUCUGACAGUGCAGCAAUAUCAACAAGUAAUCUAACAAUUACACAACUACCUACUAUAGUUUUAUGUUUAAAUUAUUAAAUGAAUGUACAGUGUGUGAGAAAACGGGCUUGAUUUACAGUAAGAUACAUUUGUUAAUCUUUAUAAUUGCCCGCUUUAUUCUGGUUUGUUGUGGUUCAAAGCAUUUGUGGUAUUUGUGAAUCCACCUAUGUUUGAGUCAUUAUGUAUUUUCAGCAAAAAUAGUGUCUGUAUGCUUAAGCGUUGUUUAUUUAAUGUCAAAUGUACUGUACAUGAUUUAGUGCCAUAUCUACUCCCAAACCAAACAUUCCAGUCUAUCUACUACCAAACCAAUCAUAGAGUCGUUAUGUACAAACACAGGGGAAGGCACAGCAUGUGUAGUGUUAUACUCCAACAUCAAAGGCCCUCUCGUUCAACCCUCUCAAUACACUUAGUAGUUCCUUUAUACUCAUGAAUCCAUUGGUUCCUAUGAUGUAAAUGUGGGCUUGUCAUUGAAGUUUUACUUUUCCUCCUGUUGACUGGUACUGUACAUACAGAACAUGAUUAUUAUGCAUAAUGAAUUUUAGACUUGUCUGCCUUUAAAAAAAGAGGAAUACAACUAUUUGUUUUGAAAUAAUUGCACUUUUAUGGAAGAAUUAGAAUUUUUAUUCCAAUAAAUUAUAUUUGCUGUAA